CGUGACAGGUCGGCAGAAUAAAAAUGGCGGGGUUCAACAGCCGCGUCGAAGAGUUGACGAGUUAUUUCAAGUCUCAUAAUAAAAUAAAAGAGCAACAAAGUCAUUCUGCAAAAGUGCAUAGCGUGGGCUGGAGUUGUGAUGGAAAAUUAUUAGCUUCUGGUUCAUUUGACAAGUGUGUCUGUAUAUUUUCUCUGGGAACCGACCGUUUGAAACCUGAAACCACUUUUCGCGGGCAUGGCGGGAGUGUCGAUCAGCUAUGCUGGCAUUCUUUUCACCCGGAGCUGCUAUCAACCGCAAGUGGAGACAAAACUGUACGCAUAUGGGAUACAAGGUCCCAAAAAUGUACAGCAAACAUUGCAACAAGAGGAGAAAAUAUAAAUAUAUCUUGGUCGCCAGACGGCAAUACGAUAGCAGUAGGCAACAAGGAGGAUUUGGUUACAUUCAUCGAUGCUAGAGUCAUGAAAAUCCGAGCUGAAGAACAAUUCAAUUUCGAAGUCAAUGAAAUUUCAUGGAACAAAGAUUCAGACACAUUUUACCUAACCAAUGGCCAAGGAUGUGUGCAUAUACUGAGCUAUCCAGACUUAGAGUUACUGCAUGUGAUCAAAGCUCAUCCAGGAACAUGUAUUUGCAUUGAAUUUGACCCUACCGGUCGUUAUUUUGCAACUGGAUCAGCAGAUGCUCUGGUUUCAUUAUGGGAUGCUGAUGAAUUAUGUUGCUUAAGGACGUUCUCGCGUUUAGAAUGGCCUGUCAGGACAAUAUCUUUCUCUCAUGAUGGACAAUUGCUAGCUGCAGCUUCCGAAGAUUUAGUCAUAGAUAUAGGAGAGGUACAAACAGGAGAAAAAGUUGCAGAUAUACCAGUUGAAGCUGCCACAUUCACAGUUGCGUGGCAUCCGAAACAAUAUUUGUUGGCGUAUGCUUGUGACGACAAAGAUACUUAUGAUAGAAAGCGGGAUGCUGGGAGCUUGAAGGUCUUUGGAUUUUCAAGUGAAUAAAGUGUGUGACCCCAGGAAAUAUUAUUGACUUAAGUAUUUCAUAUCUAACUGUAUAUUGUGAGGCUUAUGAUAAUAUAAAAAGAAAUUUUGAUACAAAA
This is a messenger RNA of Athalia rosae (coleseed sawfly), 1090 nucleotides long. RefSeq names its product THO complex subunit 3 (gene tex). The record is from RefSeq and is a predicted model, not a curated record. The coding region runs from base 24 to 992 and encodes 322 amino acids. The transcript is spliced from 2 exons. Gene Ontology annotation, cellular component: THO complex part of transcription export complex. Lineage: Eukaryota; Metazoa; Arthropoda; Insecta; Hymenoptera; Athaliidae. Gene Ontology annotation, molecular function: protein binding. Gene Ontology annotation, biological process: mRNA export from nucleus.